Peronospora farinosa is the source of this 3168-nucleotide messenger RNA. The record is from the annotation of a GenBank genome assembly. NCBI's taxonomy places the organism in Eukaryota, Oomycota, Peronosporomycetes, Peronosporales, Peronosporaceae.
AUGGACUGGAGUGACUUCCCUCACCUCUCCCAACAUCAUAGGGAGUUGGCAGAGCAUAUGGCGCAGGGACUUGGUGAACAAGCCCUGGUCAACCUCUUACAUUGUCCUCCUGAGCAACAUGUUGCUCGGUUGGAGCAAUUUGAGGCGUUUGUGUUCGGACAGCGUAGAAACGCGUCCGAGGCACGUAAUGAGGCGCUCAACAGGACUGUUGAGACGCUCUCUGCCCGGCCUGCUCAACCGAGGCCCAUUCGGAUGGACCCUCCGAAGUUCGAUGGAACUAGCCCUCACACGAUUGUUCACUGGCUAUUAACAGUGGAGCAAUGUGGAGUGGCGCAGCUCAUCGAAGACGACACCAGAAUGGUGUCGUAUGCCAUGUCCAACUUACGUGGCAAAGCUUCAGAGUGGGCAUACUCUGCGCUGAUGGCUAAUGCUGAUGCAUUUCCAUCAUGGGCGAUCUUUAAGGCAAAGAUUAGCGCCAUGUAUCAGCCGCCUAACAACGAAGUGUUGCUUAUGGCACGCUUCUUUGGAGCACGACAGGCGAAACGCUCUCUGCAAGAGUUUGUGCAGGAGAUGCGUUCGCUGUCGGCGUUCAUCAAUGGGGAACCGAUACCAGAGCGUAUCAAGGUGGCCACGUUCAUGAAUGGACUUAGGCACUGGCCCAUCGCGUCAGGCCCUUUUCAGAAAGGCAAUGCAGAUGUGAUCUGCUACAAGUGCGGCAAGCGAGGCCAUAUGAUGGCUCGCUGCUAUGUCAAACUUGCUGCUGGUGCUAAGGCAGCCAGCAAGAAGUCUUUCAACCCGAAGGGUGGUUCGAAGAACGCGUGCACGACGCACGGGUUCAGCACCUGCCCAAGAUGGGUCGGGAAAUGCGGGAGCGCAGUAGGGGCGGGAUGCCCUACUGUCGCGGACUCUGAAGCUACCCCUAAGUUCAGAGUGAUCGAACAAAUGGGUAGCAUAGUCCCUGAGGUUCCGAAAGGUCGGACCUCAACCCUUUUGGUCUAUAGCGCUCGAGUACGAGGCUAUGACCAAGUGAUGACCCUUCUCGUGGAUUCGGGUGCAUCACAAAACUUUGUGAAACUCGCGGCUCUGAAAAAGAGACCGGCGAGUUAUGAGUCGCUUUGCCAGGAUGGCAAGCGAGAAGAGGCGAUCGUUCGUUUAGCGAACGGCGCGCUCGUCAAAUCGGAGGGAGUUCAAGUUGAACUCGCCUUCAGUUUCAGUGACUUCUCUUGUAAAGAGAAGUUCACAGUGCUAGGUAUGGAGAGUCCGUAUGACCUCAUCCUAGGCAUGCCUUGGUUGGAUAAACACCAACCAUGGAUAGACUGGCGUACACGCACAGUCGCUAGCUCUACGCAAGACACCGGAAAGGAUGUGCUCUUGCGAGAGGCUUAUGUGGCUGAUGCUGUGUCCAACACAGUCGAGGGUGCGAUGACGGUAUGUCAAUCGACACCAGGAACUACCCAGCUCGAAAGGAGUGGUGUAGUUGUGAGUGCACUGGCGGAAAGCCAGGUGACACAUAUUCCUACCCAGGUCGAAAAGACUGGUGUAGUGAAUGGGGCGAUGACAGGUAGUCAUGCGUCCAAUGGUCCUACACAGAGCCGAGAGCCUGUGGCAGUUGAUGGUGGGCUGACAGGAAGUCAAGCGCCACAAGAACCGGCACAGAGCCAAGAGCCUGGUGCGGUUGGAAGGAGUGCGUUAGCUGAGAUAGCAACGACACCUUCUUCCAGGUCAAAGGUCGUGGUGACUCGAAGAACGAGCACCAGACGUAUUAAGACGAUCAAGGGCACGUCGAAACGAGUGACCCUUGGAUCAGUCUCGGUCCAAGAGGACGGACCUACGAACGAGUUGUUCGAGGCCGUCGAAGACAAAAUGCCGGAGGCAUCCUCAGUUGAGGUGCUCCAACUUGUCUUGGCAUCUGCCGAGGAGAUAGUAAAUCUCUCGGAUAUGACGUGGGAUCUGUUCCUGUCCGAACUAAAGGAAGGAAAGAUCCACGAGAUAGUCGCACCAGUUCCAGAAGAGAACGUGGUGGACUGUUGCUCUUCAUCCACAAUGGAUGAGAGCGUCUUGGAGACCGAAAAAAAGAAACGGUUCGCUGCUCAAGGCUGGGAUGCCUUGAAGGACAGCCCGUUCUAUGAUGUUCUGUGGAAACACCGUGAUUUGUUUCCAGCAGAAGUGCCGAGCCGCCUACCGGCCGAUAGGGGCAUCAGGCACGAAAUUGACCUGGAGCCUGGCACCAAGUAUUGUGUGACCAGGCAAUGGCCGUUGCCGAAGGAACAAGUCGAUUACAUCGAUGAGUUCUUCGACAAGCGAGCUAAGGCGGGACAUGUACGUGAGAGCAAGUCGCCUCACUGCAGCCCGACCUUCUGUGUGCGUAAAGCAACAGGUGGAUGGCGCGUGGUUCACGCUUAUAAUAAGCUGAACACGGCCACCAUUCCAGCUCAAACGCCGAUCCCGCGGAAAGAUGUUUUGUUGAAUUCCAUGGGAAAGUCAACUAUCUUUUCCGCGUUGGAUCUGAAGGAUGGCUACUAUCAGGUUCUCAUGAGAGAUAACGAUGUAGCCAAAAACGGCAGUAAGCACCCCAAGCGGUAUGCUGUGGGAGUGGCUUGUGAUGCCACAAGGGUUGAAAAAUGCUCCGGCAACAUUCAACCGAGUAGUGGCUCACGGGUCCCCGAGAUACCUGUACUGGGCUGCAUCGUAGGUGCACAUGGUGUACGAGCAGACCCAAAAAAGGUAAAGGCUGUAAAGGAAUGGCCAGUCCCACGACAUGUGAAGGAUCUGCGCCAAUUCCUUGGGCUCGCUAUUUACUUGCAUAAGUACAGCAAGAAUUAUGCGGAGCAGACCAAGCCAUUGUCUGACCUUUUAAAAAAGGAUACAGAAUGGACUUGGUCAAAGGAACAAGAAGAUGCGUUCACUUCAGUGAAGCAAUCUCUUAAAGAGGCACCGGUCUUGGCAUUGCCAGACGCGGAUAAGCCCUUUAGCGUCGUCUGCGAUGCAAGCAAUUUUGCAAUCGGCAGCGCGCUCAUGCAGAAGGAUGACGACGGCGUUGACCGUGUCAUUUCUUAUCAGUCUCGGCUUUUAAAAGCUGCCGAGCUGAAUUACCCUGUGCAUGACAAGGAGCUACUUUCAAUUAAGUAUGCCCUUGUGAAGUUUCGAGUGCACCUCUUGGGCACCUGA